This is a messenger RNA of Lytechinus pictus (painted urchin), 3469 nucleotides long. RefSeq lists its product as uncharacterized. The transcript is spliced from 7 exons. The coding region runs from base 422 to 2164 and encodes 580 amino acids. Lineage: Eukaryota; Metazoa; Echinodermata; Echinoidea; Temnopleuroida; Toxopneustidae. The record is from RefSeq and is a predicted model, not a curated record.
AUGCGAUUCUGGAUUGCUGCCACCAUGGCCACUCUAUAAACAUAACACUUUCAUGCUCAUAGAACCAAUGAUAGGCAAAUCAUAUUUUCUGGUAAAAGCACCAUCUACUCUUCUUUUAUUUUUUCUCUAUCAAUUGCAAACAAUUGAUUAUCAUUAAUAUUGAGCGUUUAUGGCAACGAGGAAGUCAGAUAUGUCGAUCAGGAUGUUUACAUCUUUGAAGUGGUCGCAACUCCCAUAAUCACGUUUAGCUUAUGUAAAGGACUUGCAUCUAAUAUGUAUAAAGUGGAUGUUAAAAGAACUCACAAGUGACUUUCCAGUCGUUUCUGUGGAUUGUUCUAGUGGUUGACAGUAUCACGACGAAGGGUCCGAUUAUAACUGUUGUCUCUAUGGAAUUUACAAAAUUUGGCCAAUUGAAGACACAAUGCACCACCUUUGGUUCACCGUUGUUCUUCAGAUUGGGAUAUUUCUUACCCUCCCCAAAAGCCCGAUGUCACUGGAUGGCAGUGCAAUCUGCGAAGAAAAAAGAAGCCAGAAAAAGAUGGUAAGCACACGCGUGACAAAAACCAAUACAGUCCUGACGUACAGGAGAGGACGAUGGAUAUUGUGGAAUAAGCAUACUGUCUAUCGAACUGUCAUAGGCUACGCGAAGGUAAACCAACCUGUUACGAACUACUUCAUCAUCCGUGAAUGCUGUAGUGGCUAUAAAGUGGACGCAACGCAGGGUCUCUGCCUUCCAAUAUCAGGACCCGAGGAGAGACUGUCUACGACAACAGAAAACGGUGAGCCGGAUGUUGCUCCAUCAUCCGAAACGACGAGGGACGAAUUGCCGAGAACGUCAACGUCAUCGUAUAAUGUCAAUAACUCCCCUACUACUUUGCAAAGCAACGAGACAGCCAGAGGAGUGGAAGAUGGUUUGGGUACGAUGUCAUCAAGGACUCGACGACAGACAACAAUCAUGAUCAGCAUUCUUCUUUCCUUCGCUAUUGUUAUCGUACUGUCAGUCGCAUUGGGGUGCAUGGUGUACCGCCGACGGAAAAGAAGCAGAAUACAGGAGAUUGAUAGGAACACUGCAGAACCACUCCGUGACUUGUCAGAAAAAAGUUCAAACAUUCAGCAUUUCUCUCCAUCGUUCGCCCCUGAUGAUGAAUAUGCACUCGUCGAUAAGACGCCCAGAGUCUCAACACCAACUGAAGAUCCCCGGCAAGAAUACGAAAACACAUGCAUUGGUGGAGAACCAGUUGAUCUACAAUCCGAUGGCCAAAACAAGGAGCCACAAGGGGAAAAUCUCUUACCGUAUACCGAUGAGUGUUACACGGAAGUUAAUGACAUGCUCCCAAGCUCAACCGGAUGCGAUGAAAAGGUAGACCAUUCACCACCAAAAGGUUCAAACAUUCAGCAUUUCUCUCCAUCGUUCGCCCCUGAUGAUGAAUAUGCACUCGUCGAUAAGACGCCCAGAGUCUCAACACCAACUGAAGAUCCCCGGCAAGAAUACGAAAACACAUGGUUUGAUGGAAAACCAGUUGAUCUACAAUCCGAUGGCCAAAACAAUGAGCCACAAGGGGGAAAUCUCUUACCGUAUACCGAUGAGUGUUACACAGAAGUUAAUGACAUGCUCCCAAGCUCGACCGGAUGCGAUGAAGAGGUCGACCAUUCACCACCAUACUCUGUUUGUCCAGAUCAUGCAGAGGGUGCUAUGAACGACGGGUAUGAAGCAGAUGAUGAUUCACAACUUACAUACGAUCACCUGGAUCGAAGCCCUACACAAGGCAACACGCAUCAUGGAGACUCCUCAAAAGAGGGUUCUGAAAGUGCAGGCGGAAUCUAUAAUGUUCUUGUCCAGUCAGAUUCUGCUGACUCACAAGAAAAAUACGAUGCGUUGCAACGAAACAUGUGGCAGACUGAGCAAUCUGGUAUCGGUGGCUGCGAUCCGGGUCUUGCUGGUCCAUCGCCGGGUUCACAGACAGACCACGUGGUAGAUGCCGAUGAUUACGACGUUCUUGAUAGAGUGAUGCCCAAAACAAUCGGGAGGGAGCAUCUCGGAGAACUACACCGGAGUCCCGACGAGGCAGAUUAUGGACAUCUUGGGUCAAGCCUUGAAAGGGAUACUAAAGAGAAUGAUGACAUUGACAUGAUGCCCAUCUAUUAUAAUGGAUAUAUCAAUUAGAAUAAACGUGAAGUUCAAGGUUUUGAUCGCGAUCACUAACAUGACUAGUGAGUUUGGGUGGUAAAAAUUAGGAUCAUUUUUAGAUAGUUUGUCACGUUGGUCGCAAAUUGACAUAUUUUGUCGUCAAUAUCAAUGUAAUGCCCUAGCAUAUAACCUGACUGUAGCUUAUUGAGACAUGCGCAUAUAUGAUACAUCAUGGACAUUUGCCAACCGUAUCCAUUGUUGUGGCGUAAGCUAUUACCAAGGAGCUUCCAACACAAGCUCCUUGCUAUUACGCGUUUGAUUUAGCUGUACUGGAAGGUCCAAGGUUAGAGCCUUGACUGACAUAAAGGAAAUGUAAUUCCCUACUCUUAAGUGAACAUUAUGGAGAUACUGUUGUGACUUGCAACCCAAUAGGCCAAGAACUGCGUUUUGAAAAGUUAAGGUAAUCUCACACUAUAAAAGUAAUAACAGUCAACCUUUUAGGGAUAGACUACAAUACAUUGAUGGACUUCAUAUUUGUAAUCCAACAGAAACUUACAAGAACUCACGACAAAUAUCCACAAUGUCGCCACCGGUGACGCAAAAAUUGCAACCAAAAUCGUGAAACUGGCCCAAACUGGCGACCAAAGUUGCACAACAAACCUCAAAGAGUAUAAGAAAAACAAAGUAAAUUAAUUUCAUUUCAUUUAGUUUAUUUCCAUUUCCAAGAAUAGAAUACUGACUUGACUGAAAAGAGCACAGUCAUGUCCUGUUAUUGGGCCAUAAAACAUUGGAAUUCUCUUCCCAUUGAAGUACAGGGAAUAAACUCAAGAACUAUCAAAUUUAAGAGGAAACUGAACAAAUAUCUUUCGCUUGACAGUCAAAGGAAGACACAAACGAUCGUGUUAUAGGGGAAUAUAGGGGACAACGUUCUUUUCUCGUUCAUGCAAGUUCAUGUUCAAUGUAUUAUUGUAUGCCAUAUGAUUUGAUAUUUCUCGAUAUUUCUUUCUUUUUCUCCUUUCCUUAAUCUUCUACGUUUUCUUCCCCCCCCCCCUCCUCCUUCCUCUUUUCUUCUUCUCCUCCUUCACUUUAUUCUUCUCCUCUUCAUGUUAUUCUGUAUAUACCAAUAAAAUAUUGAUUUAUAAUUGUAAUUCAUGAUUUUAUUUCAGCAUUGAAUAGUAAGAUUUUAAUUCAUUAUUAUCAUUAUUGUUAUUAUUAUGUCAAACAUCACAAUGGAUGGAAUCUUUCGAUCUUUCAUAGGUAAUCUUGUUCAAGCUUGCUGAUAUUAUUUUUUCGAUGUGUUGGAGACUUGACAAAUAAAAUCGAUAAAUCAUUUAGCCAAUC